This is a messenger RNA of Salmo salar (Atlantic salmon), 8247 nucleotides long. The record is from RefSeq and is a predicted model, not a curated record. NCBI's taxonomy places the organism in Eukaryota, Metazoa, Chordata, Actinopteri, Salmoniformes, Salmonidae.
GAGCAGACUUGGGUUCAGACUGCCGGAGGAUCUGUCCCGGGGGAAAAAAAACGGACUCUUACCAUUCGAGAAAGUCUAUUUUUUAUGGUCUAAAAAUCUUUUUUCCCCCUGUUUAGGUAUUUCAGUUGAAAAGCCCGUGGUCCGGUUCCCGUCUAGCGGACGGAGGCAGGUGUUCGGUUCGCGCUCUCCGCGCCGCUCGAGACGCAGAACAUUCAUCACCGCGACUCGCGCCCGCUCUCCAACCGUCGCUUCGCUGCUUGUUGUUCAAAGUAACUUUUCUGGAUAAAAAACCCCCUGAAAAAAUAACCGAUUUAUAUUGUAAGGUUGUUUUAGGAAGAAGCGAAGACACUGUGGCGUUUUAUCGGAACAUUUCCAGCUGCCUUGUCGACUUGUUAAAGAUGUAAAAAAGGAGGUUCACAGCUGAAACUGUGUCGCAGUGUGUUGUCCCUGUGCUAAGCUAACCGCUGUGUGGGUUUUGGUUGUUUAAUACGGACUGACUAGCCUUCUCACAGCUGAACUGCUCCGUUUCACCUGGUUUUGUUGGAGACAUUCGGGAUUGAAGGUAACUAACGGAAGGUGUGUUUCUUGUUGUUAACCUGUUGGCUGGUUCCUGCCUGCGUUGUAACCCGAGACAAGCGGCAAGCCCCAGCGGACCGGAAAGAGAGGGAGGGAAGGAGGGAGAGAGAGGUGGAGAGUUACCGCUGCAUUUAUCCUCUCUGGCUACAUUUUACCCCGCUGAAUGGUUAAUUCAUAGUUAACCUGAAUAUUUAACUAGAGGUUUUCUGAAGCCCACAGUGUUACUUCAUAACAAACCUGGACUCGGUUCGGGAGCCCUGCACCCAGACUAACUGGUGAAUUCGCCUGGAUCGAUAGCAAAUGGUUUACAAAUAGAUUUUUUCUAAAUCACACAAUAAGAAAGCCCGAAUGGAUCAUUUAUGCGCUUUAUUGCCCGCCAUUAAUUCUGUCUAAACACCCACAUGAUCUGCUAGACAAAUCCCCGCUGAAGACAUCACAACAAGCAGGGAUUUAUCGGGGCCGUAGCCCGACUUGCUGAUAUAAUCGGAUCAAUCCAAAUCCCACUCUCUCAGAUGUAUUAAUUCUGCUCCUGCGGCAUCACUGGUAAUGAACAUGAGAUAUCACAGGAGACAGAAACCUUCCGAGCCCCGGAGAGGCGAGGGUGAGGACUUUAUUAAAGGCAAACCGAGAGGCCAAGCUGCCAGGACCGGGAAGGAGCUGUUCGUGUCACUGGUUGAGUUGUUGAUCCGCCCGGGCACCACGGGACGCGAGGGAAUUGUCACCGGUGACGGUGGGAGGGACUCUGAUUCAGCGACCCACGGGGAGGAGACACCCACCCCAGAGCGCCUGUUAGCCGGCCAGUCCUCCAGGGAGAAGCCGGUGAAGGAGACGCACUGUGGAGCAGGUGGAAGCCCUUCAUCUCACAUUUCUCUCCCUUCUCCUCCUCUCCGUUUCCCUCGCGCUCAGCGCACCGGAGGAGGCUCCAACAACAUCAAAGCGCAACCGGAGAUUACUUCCAUUAACCCGACCAAACCCAGCCGUGGAGUCCCCGUGGAUCACCUCUCUAAUAUGAAGCCUCUCCAUUGUAAUGGAAUUACGCGCAACGGUCGCGCCGCCGUGGGAGCUGUUCCGCCCGCGGCGACAUGGAUCAUGAUGCCGCCCAGGGUGACCCGCGGCCCAACAGAGAGAGGGAUGAAGCUGGGUCUGUGGAGCUUCAGCUGGAGCUGGGGUUUUCUCUUCCUGCUCCUCCUCAGCGGCUGGAUACACAUGUUGAAUGCACAAGAUGUAGCUCCAUAUUUCCGUGUGACUCCAGGCCAGGUCCAGACCCAUCUAGAGGGUAACAGGCUGGUACUGACCUGUCUGGCUGAAGGCUCCUGGCCUCUACAGUACCGAUGGAUCCUCAACAACACAGACAUCACACACUUCUCUCCACUAUACACGUAUGUUAUCCCAGAGGUCAGGAGGUCAGAUGCUGGGGUGUAUCAGUGUGUGGUCAGGAACAGAAUGGGAGCCCUGUUACAGAGGAGAUCUGAGUUGCAGGUCGCCUUCAUGGGUAUCUUUUCUGGUGAGGAGCAGCGUCGUACGGUCAGUGUUGGUCGAGCUGCGGUCCUGAACACUCCAACCGUCAGCUGCUUCCCGAGACCGCAGGUCACCUGGUACAGAGACGGUCACAAGAUAAUCCCCAGCAACAGAGUAGCCGUCUCGUUGGACAAUCAGCUGGUUGUCUUGUCGGCCAGGGCGGAUGACGUGGGGAGGUAUUACGUACAGGCGGUCAACGAGCUGACUGGACAGAACCGCACCUCUCCCUCUGUCUACCUCAGCAUAGCUGACCCUGAUGCUCUGGUUGUCCCCGUGGCUCCGGUCAUUGUGAUUGGUCCGAAGAAUAUGUCUGUCGUGGCAGGGAGGGAAGCUACACUGGAGUGUAUUGCUAACGCCAGGCCGGUGGAGAGGCUGGUGUUGUCGUGGAAACGUAAUGGGCGUCGGCUGGCCAGUGGAGUGGGCGUGUUCGGGCGUCGCCUGACCCUCUCUAGCCCCUCCCUCUCAGACGGGGGCGUGUACGUGUGUGAGGCGUCGCUUCUUAACUCCACCACCAGACCCACCGAGGCCCGGGCCCAUCUCACUGUCCUGGAGCCUCCAUACUUCACUGCUGAACCCAGACUGAAGACUGUAGCAGCGGUGGACAGGAACGUCGACUUACACUGUCAGGCCAAGGGAGUCCCCUCGGCUCGUAUAGACUGGUAUAAAGACGCGGUGCCCGUAUCCAAGCUAGCCAACCCUCGCUACAAGGUUACCGCGGCAACAGGUCUGACUGUGCGGAGAGUCCAACCAGGAGAUGCUGGAAUGUUCCAGUGUUUCGCUGGGAACGCUGCCGGAGAGACACAGACACACACACAGCUGGUGGUUACUAGUGUCACCCCCUCCUUCUCCCUCCUCCCCUCUGAUCUCACCGUUACCGACGGCAACUCGGCUGUGUUCACCUGCGAGACCACUGGAGCCCCCAAACCUGCUGUCAGCUGGAGGAGAGGUUCCCUGCUCCUGGCCAGUGGGACGGUCCAGAUUCCCAGGUUCACCCUGCUGGAGUCAGGUGGUCUGCUGGUUGAGCCAAUCAGGAUGGAAGAUUCUGGCGACUACACCUGUACUGCCACUAGCGCAGACGGAUCCAUCAACGCUACUGCUGCUCUCACUGUCUGGAUUCGUACAUUUAUCUCCGUCCCGCCGGUGGACCAGAGGGUCAUCAAGGGAACCACGGCAACCCUGGACUGUAACGCUACACACGACCCCAGGGUCAACAUCAGUUUCCAGUGGCAGCGUGGUGCAGUACCCCUCCAGCCCAGCGGGGGCAGAGUGUCUAUAUUGUCUGGUUCUCUGACCAUCAGCCAGACUUGGUCAGGCGACAUAGGAGACUACACCUGCACUGUAACAUCACAGGCCGGGAACCAAUCACGCUCCGCACGCCUUGAAGUCAUUGAGCUCCCCCACUCCCCCAGGUCUCUUUCUGUGUCUCUGAAUGAUUCAGACAGCCGUUCAGUUCUACUCUCCUGGGUCAGACCCUUCGAUGGAAACUCUCCUCUUCUACACUACAUACUGGAGCUGUCUGAGAACAACUCUCCAUGGAAGGUGUACACGUCGGAGGUGGGGCCUGCUGUGACACAGGUGACGGUGGGCGGACUCACCCCUGCCAGGACCUAUCAGUUCAGACUCUGCGCUGUCAAUGAAGUGGGCCGCGGCCAAUACAGCGGCGAGACACAGAGAUUGAUGCUGAGAGAGGAGGCUCCCAGUGCUCCUCCUAAGAACAUGGUAGCGUCGGGUCGGACCAAUCAGUCUAUCAUGGUCCAGUGGCAGCCUCCCCCAGAACCACAGCUCAAUGGAGUGCUCCGAGGAUACGUACUCAGGUAUCGUCUGGCAGGUCUACCAGGAGAGUACCAAGAGAAGAAUAUCUCUAGUCCAGAGACUAACUACUGUCUACUAUCAGACCUCAUUAUCUGGACUCAGUAUCAGAUACAACUGGCUGCUUACACUGCUGCAGGCCUGGGGGAAUAUAGUACUGCUGUUACUGAGUACACACUACAGGGAGUCCCCACAGCGCCCCCUCAGGCUGUAGAGGUAACAGCAGUCAGCUCCUCCACAAUCAGAUUCACCUGGAACCCUCCGCCUCAGCAGUUCAUCAACGGGAUCAACCAGGGAUACAAGUUGCUAGUCUGGCCGGAGCACUCCCCAGCUGUAACCACUGUGACCAUCACCCCUGACUAUCCCGGUUCCCGCCUCACCGGAUUGGUUGUUGGACUCAUGAAGUACACCUGGUAUCUAGGCUCCGCCCUCUGCUUCACCACGCCCGGCGAUGGACCCAAGAGCCCUCCCAUACUGCUACAGACACAUGAAGACACACCAGGUCCGGUGGGUCACUUGAGCUUCACUGAGAUCCUGGACACAUCUCUGAGAGUGAGCUGGGCAGAGCCUAAAGACAAGAACGGCAUCAUCACAGGUUAUGUGAUAUUGUGGUGUGUUUCGGGGUCGGGGGUCAAUGCGUCCUGUGAGGAGCGACCUCUCUCUAACUCUACCCUGCAAUACAAGGUCACCAGCUUGACCUCUAUGACAUCAUACACCCUGGAGGUUGCUGCCAUGACAGCGGCAGGAAGAGGCGUGGCCACCACCUCCACCAUCUCCUCUGGAGUCCCGCCAGAGCUUCCUGGUGUGCCUUCUAACCUGGUCAUCUCCAACAUCAGCCCUCGCUCCGCCACACUAAGGUUCCGCCCCGGCAGCGAUGGGAAGACGGUCAUCUCCAAAUGGAUCGUAGAAGGACAGGUGGUGAGAGAGAGAGGUGGAGAGAGGGAUGGGAAGGAGGAGGAGUGGAGAGUCGUGUAUGAGAGAGAGAACAGAGAGAAGCAGCCUGAUGUAGACACACUGGAAAUACCAGACCUCCUCCCCUUCACACUGUACAGGUUCCGAUUGCGCCAGGAGAACAUUGUGGGCUCCAGUCCAUCUAGCACCCCCUCCAGGAUGAUUCAGACACUGCAGUCGGCCCCCGAUACACACCCCAACAACCUCACCCUGGUUACAGCUACACAGACCAGCCUCACACUGCGCUGGGCGCCGUUACCGGUAUCUGAGUAUAAUGGUAGUCCAGAGACGGUGGGUUACCGGGUGUGUGUCCGGCGGGCAGACGGCCAGGGAGAGGAGAGGCUGGAGGAGGUUAGAGGUCAGGGGUCAGGGGUUAGUGGUCAGCAAAGCGAGACGAUGCUGGAGGGCCUGGCUGAAUGGACAGAGUACCAGUUGAAGAUACAAGCCUUUAACUCUAUAGGAGCUGGACCAUGGAGUACCACACUGACCACACACACCAAGGAGUCAGUGCCGUCUGGCUGUCCAGUGAAUGUGAGUGCGGAGGCGGUGAGUUCUACCAGGAUUUUGGUCACAUGGUCUCCUGUUCCCGAGAUGCAGAGAAAUGGACCCAUCCUAGGUUACAAGGUUCCAGGUCCCCCAGUGAGGCUGUUGUUUCCAGAGGUUAGUCUGACGUCUGUCAGGGUGGUGUGGCAGCCUCCUACUGACCCCAACGGGAUUAUCAUGGGUUAUCAGAUAGCGUACCGUCUGGAUGCUGGUGACCCCAUGCGGUUCACUACGGUGGAGGUGGGGUCGACCGCGCGUCAGUUUACAGUCAGCGGUUUGACCGGAGACCAGGCCUAUGUGUUCAAGUUGACCGCUAGGACCUCUCAGGGAUGGGGCAGAGCUGAGGAAGCUGUAGUUAUCACCACCGAACGCAGAGAGCGUCCCUCCCCCCCCAGGAAGUUGUCCGUCCCCCAGGGGGAGGUCCAGUCUCGUAGGCUCCGCCUCCACUGGGUUGCCGGGACGACAGGCUCCUCCCCCCUACGGUACUACAGCCUGCAAACCAGAGAGCUUCCGACCGGAGACUGGACCAGUCACUCUGCUGAUAUACCACACAAUUAUACAGCCUGGACCGUAGAGAGACUGAAACCCUUCACGUCGUACAAGCUGAGGAUGCUGGCAACCAACGAUGUAGGAGACAGUAACUACAGCAAAGAGACGGAGACUGUUAUCACACUACAGCAUGUUCCUGAGGAGGCUCCAGUGAUAGUAUCAGUUAAACCCUCUACUACUACCUCUGUUCUGGUGCAGUGGCAGCGUCCCAGUGAGGAGAGUGUUAACGGGGUGCUGGUUGGUUACCGGCUGUACUACCGGGAACUCCCGGUAAACUCCACCCCUAGUACGGUACCCCUGGAAGACAUGGCAACAGCCAACAACACCACCACACGUGAUGCUCACAUCACUGCUCUGACCAACUUUAAGACAGUGAGCAGUGCUUCCUUAACAGAAUUUGAGUUAACACAGCUGAAGAAGUUUAAGUGUUAUGAAAUCGUCAUGACAACCUAUAACAUCGUAGGAGAGAGCCCACCCUCUGAGCCGGUCACUGUGUCAGUUGGAGAAGCAGCUCCCUCCUUGCCACCCCAGUCUAUCAGAGUGGUGCCGGUCUCUCCUACUGUACUGGAGGUGACCUGGGACCUCCCACCCCUACAUGCACAGAAUGGACUCAUCCAGGGUUACAAGAUCCACUACUGGCAGGGUGACAGACAGAACCAGACAGAGAAGGUGACGGUGGUGUUUGUUCCUGACACACGUGUUCAUCUGGUCAACCUCACGUGUUACAUGUCCUAUCUCGUCACGCUGUCUGCAUUCAACGUGGCUGGAGACGGCCCGCCCAGCGAACCCCGGGGAGCCAAGACCCUACAGGCUGCCCCCAGCCAGCCUAGUUUCCUGUCGUUUUCGGAGGUGACAGGAUGGAGUGUCAACGUCUCCUGGGGGGCGCCCAGCGCUUCUAACGGGGUAGUGGAGGGGUACAGGGUGGUCUACCAACCCACACAGCCUGUACAGGGUGUGAGUCGGGUGGUGACGGUGGAUGUGAAGGGUAGCUGGCAGCGUUGGUUAAAGGUCAGAGACCUGACUAAAGGAGUAACCUACAGGUUCAGUGUCCAGGCCAGAACAGUCAGCUACGGACCUGCUGCACACUGUAACGUCACCUCACAACCUCUUCAGGGCACCCCUGGUUCGCCCAUGGAGAUGUCAGUCACCAAGUCCUCCUCAGCGCUGACCAUUCAUUGGUCGGAGGGAGACGCGGGGGCGGGACCUGUCAUAGGUUACAUCAUCGAGGCUCGUCCCUCAGAUGAAGGUAUGUGGGACUCGUUUGUCAGGCUCCUCCCCCCCAGCAGUAGGUCAGUAACCGUGGAGAUGGACCGUCUGAGGUCAGGGGUUGGAUAUGAGUUCCGUGUCAUCGCUGUCAAUCGCUACGGUUAUGGAGAACCCAGCACGCCAUCCACCGCGCUCGCUGCGUUGUGGGACCGUCCCUUCUAUGAGGAGUGGUGGUUCCUGUUGGUCCUGUCUCUGAUUGGUCUGAUCGUGGUCCUCAUGUUGGUGUUCAGCCUCCUGCUGCACGGACACAACCAGCAGUACAGGAGCUGCAGCUCAGGAAAGCAUGUGUCUACGGUGGAGGAGUCUGUAACCCUGGACAACGGAGGAUUCACAGCUCUGGAACUCAACAGCAGAACUCUGAACAACAAGAGCACCUUCCACAAGAAGAAUGGAACUAGGUCCCCUCCCAGGCCCAGUCCAGGCCUCCUCCACUACUCUGAUGAAGACCUGUGUGAUAACUACAACAAUGGAGCCAUCCUUACAGAGAGCACCACACUCACAGAGAAACCUACUGACAUAUCAGAGUCUGAGGUAACAGACAGUGACUGUGAGGAUGAUCAUCAUCCUAAACAUUCCUUUGUUAAUCACUACAUGUCAGAUCCCACUUACUAUAACAGCUGGAAGAGACAGCCUAAAGGCCUGAAGGGGUUAAGUCCACCGUAUGGCUACGAGGAGUGUUCCAGCGCUGACGGAGCAGAGCCCUACUACCAGACCGUGGUCACACAGCACAGCACAGGAGGAGCGUACACACCCACUGGGCUGCCCGCCCACACACACACACUCCCACACACACACACGCACACACACGCCAACCCCAAUACUAAUCCACCAGGCUCACGCACCCCCAUCACAGGGUUCUCAUCCUUUGUCUGACACGUGCACGUGCACACAUGCGCACACACACACACACGCUCACACACACAGAGGGCGGAGUGGAGGAGGUUUGGAGCCCACUACUGUGGUAGGACACAGGGAUGGAGGGAGAGGAGGAUGGAAUGAGAAGAGGGAGAGGAGGAUGGGGGAGAGGAGGGUGGA